This is a messenger RNA of Perkinsus marinus ATCC 50983, 372 nucleotides long. Its product is annotated as pterin-4a-carbinolamine dehydratase, putative. Lineage: Eukaryota; Perkinsozoa; Perkinsida; Perkinsidae. The record is from RefSeq and is a predicted model, not a curated record. Bases 1 to 372 code for a protein of 123 amino acids. The transcript is spliced from 5 exons. Gene Ontology annotation, biological process: tetrahydrobiopterin biosynthetic process. Gene Ontology annotation, molecular function: 4-alpha-hydroxytetrahydrobiopterin dehydratase activity.
AUGCCAGGCGCCGUUAAGCUCUCGACUCAGCAAGUGGCUACGAUGAUAGCUAGUAGAACACCGAAGUGGACACAGUCAUCAGUAGCGUCGCAAGGAGAGAGGGGUUUUGAAGAGAGUGUACCUGACAGAUUUACGGUAGGGGCAGCUGAGAAGAUCAGCCGUAAUUUCCAGUUCCGUAACUUCAAUGAAGCCUUUGGUUUUAUGACUAGAGUAGCCCUCUACGCUGAGAAGGCCGACCAUCACCCCAACUGGUAUAAUGUCUAUAACAAGGUGGAUGUAGAGCUAUCGACCCACGAUGCUGGAGGGGUCACUGAGAAGGAUUUUUCUCUUGCUGAGAAGAUGGACAAGAUUGCUGCCACGAUGGCGUCUUAG